Molecule: messenger RNA, 2109 nt
Organism: Rodentolepis nana
Lineage: Eukaryota; Metazoa; Platyhelminthes; Cestoda; Cyclophyllidea; Hymenolepididae
Source: the annotation of a GenBank genome assembly
AUGUCGGACGCAGAUCUGGGAUGUGGGAAUCUGGACAGUUUUAAUGUAAAAGAAGAGAACCUAACAGAAUUUAAAGAAUCCGAUAACGAUGAAAUGAGGAAACAUGGAGCAGAUCUUCAAAUUCUUGAUGGAAGUGAAAUGAUUUCUCCAAUAGAUAGUGAUUCUGAACAGAACAUAAUAAAACUAGAUGCAAACAGUGAAGCAGAGGAAGCGACCGAAAAGAAAAAUCUCCCAGUCGUAUGGGAAGGAAAUACUGACAUUGAUACCGUCCGCAUUGAUACACCAGAAAACGAUUUCUCACAGGAAGAUGAGGAGGAGCGUUCAGAGGAAGCUAAACCAAGAGAAAUUAAAACAACAAACGAAAGUAAUGUCUCUCCAUCAUCAGAAAUCAUGGAUCCUGAUGUUCUUAACAAUUUCGAUCAGCUCUUUAUCAAUACCAAAUACUUCCUCAUUAAGAGCAAUAACUAUGAAAAUGUUGUCAUAGCUAAAGAGAAUAAUGCGUGGUCAACACCAGUUGGAAAUGAGCAUCGCCUUAAUAAAGCAUUUGAUGAAUCGAAUAAUGUUAUUCUUAUUUUUUCGGUUCGAGAGAGCGGUAAAUUUCAAGGUUUUGCUAGGAUUGCUUCUCCACCUGAUUCUCGGUUAAAGAUCAAUUGGGUUCUUCCUCCAAGGAUGAAUCCAGAUAUGCUCUCACAUCCUUUUAGACUAGAUUGGAUUAUUAAACAUGAAUUGCCUUUCAAUAAUGUUGCCCAUCUGACGAACUCGUGGAAUGAAGGAAAACCCGUUAAAAUUGGUCGCGAUGGUCAAGAAAUUGAGCCCGUUUGUGGUCAAGCUUUAUGUCGAAGCUUUCCCUUGGAUUCCCCUGAGUUGAUUUCAGAAAUCGUCAAGAAAAUUGUGCCGAAAAAUCCCAAAUCGGCUGAUGGCAAUCGUCGCAGAAAUCUUACUGAUCGAAUCGGAACUACUACGGAUCGAAUCCGCCGUGCAAAGGACUUAGGAUUCCACAAUCCUAACUCAGUUGGUCUUCUUGGAAAUGCUACGUCUCGACCAACUGUGCCUCCUUUGAUGUCUUCUAUCGAUCUCUCUUCAGCUGUGGCUGCUAUGGCAGCACUGAAAUCCAAUAAUCAACCUAGGAGGUCCCUUCUUCAAACGACCAAUCCUGUGAUUGAUAUCUCGCAAUUUUCUGCCCCUGCAGUUUUGCCUAACCUUAUUUCACAGCCUACAGGAACUGAUCCGUCAGCUUUGUCAACUCUCCUCACUACACAUGCACCAGCCAUUAACAGAAUUUUCAACCCACAAGAUGUAAACCAACAGCGGCAGCGUCCACCCAGCAGUAGGGAAAGGCGUUAUCGAUCAAGGAGCAGUAGUAGAGAGUCAUCAGAUCGAUAUCGUCGGGACCACAGGCGACGACGUUAUGCAGAUGAGAGGGGGGAGGAUGACCACUAUCGUGACUUUCGAUCGAGGUACUCAAGAGAGGAUUCCAGGGGACGUCAUUACGCAGAGGAUCGUCGGGAAUACAGAAGUCGUGAUAGGUCAAGUUCACCCUCAAGAGAAAAUCCCUUCCUUCAUUGGAACUAUGAAGAUUAUCUCAAAGAGGUACAGCGUGGGAUGAAUCCAAAUCUCAGCUCUCUUAUCAAUGGAGGCGUUCAACUACCACCUCCACAUGGAACAUCAGACGCAGAUAGGCAAUUUGAUGAACAAGUGAACGCAUUCCUUCGCAAUACCACCGGGCCACCAUUGCCGCAACCUUCAGUAAGCUCCCUACGUUAUUCCGGCGAGCUCUACCACCGCGAUUAUGAAAGAGAACACGAUUCAAGAAGUCGUUCAUCCUCUUCCACUGAAGAUCGUCACUAUCGUCGUAGACAUGCAGACAGGCGUAGUCGAGAGAGAGGAGAUAGUCGUCAACGUUCCUAUAGCGAUCUUCGACGUUCUCGCUACGAGGAUGACAUAGUGUAUCAAAACGAAGAGGAAGACCGGUACUACGAACACCACCGAAGAAGUGGUGGCGGCGACCAUGGACGCUCAAGGUCGCGUGUAUAUCGCAGAGAUGAAGAUAUCGAUUAUCGGGAAGGAGGUGGCAUCAGAAGUCAUCAUUCUCAGCGUUAUCGCCGCUGA